AUGUUGUCGUUGCCUUCGUCUUCCUCGUCUAUUUCCAGACACAAAUUUGAUGUUUUCUUGAGUUUUAGAGGUGAAGAUACCCGCAGAAAUUUUACAGAUCAUCUCUAUGAUGCUCUUCAACGCAGUGGAAUCGUCACUUUCAGGGAUGACCCGAAGCUGGAGGCCGGCGAAGAGAUUGCCCCAGAACUCUUUAAAGCCAUUCAACAAUCAUGGUGCUCGGUAAUCGUUUUCUCCAAAACCUACGCCUUUUCAAGUUGGUGUUUGGAGGAGCUUGCUGAGAUUGUUAAACAAAAAUUGCUAAAAGGUCAUAAAGUAUUUCCAAUUUUCUAUGAUGUGGAUCCGUCUGAUUUAAGGAAACAAAAGGAUAAAGUUGGAGAAGCAUUUGCCAAACACGAAGAGACAUACAAGGAACAUCAACACAAGAUCCAAAGAUGGCGAAAUGCUUUGACUGAGGUUUCUAACAUCAAGGGAUGGCAUUUGAAUAACAAGUAA
Messenger RNA from Hibiscus syriacus, 492 nucleotides. Its product is annotated as disease resistance protein RPV1-like. The transcript has a single exon. The record is from RefSeq and is a predicted model, not a curated record. NCBI's taxonomy places the organism in Eukaryota, Viridiplantae, Streptophyta, Magnoliopsida, Malvales, Malvaceae. The coding region runs from base 1 to 492 and encodes 163 amino acids. Gene Ontology annotation, biological process: signal transduction.